Molecule: messenger RNA, 2239 nt
Organism: Lucilia sericata (common green bottle fly)
Lineage: Eukaryota; Metazoa; Arthropoda; Insecta; Diptera; Calliphoridae
Product: soluble guanylate cyclase 89Db-like
Exons: 2
Coding region: 141-2126 (661 amino acids)
Biological process (GO): response to oxygen levels; cGMP biosynthetic process; nitric oxide-cGMP-mediated signaling
Cellular component (GO): guanylate cyclase complex, soluble
Molecular function (GO): oxygen sensor activity; heme binding; guanylate cyclase activity
Source: RefSeq, a predicted model, not a curated record
CGGGAAAGCAUACAUCACAGAGCAACAGUAAUUCCCACAUUAAUCCAAAAAUUUGCUGCUUAACACCCACAUAACUGCCACUAAAACCACCACCACCACCAGCAGCAACACCUUCAAAAACCAACACCUCCUUCAUCAUCAUGUAUGGCAUGUUAUAUGAAAGUGUAGCGUUCUUUGUACAAAAAGAAUAUGGACAAGAUAUAUGGAAACAAGUGUGUCAAAUUGUUGAUUGUAAACACAGUACCUUCAAGACACAUCAAAUCUAUCCCGAUAAGUUAAUGCCCGAUUUUGCUGCAGCUUUAGCAGCGGUAACUGGUGAAACAUUUGAUUAUUUUAUGAAUUUCUUUGGAAAAUGUUUUGUGCGAUUCUUCAGUAAUUUCGGUUAUGACAAAAUGAUCCGUUCAACGGGUCGAUAUUUUUGUGAUUUCUUACAGUCGAUUGACAAUAUCCAUCUGCAAAUGCGUUUUACAUAUCCAAAAAUGAAAUCACCUUCUAUGCAAUUGGCCCAUAUGGACGAUGAUGGUGCUGUGAUUAUAUAUCGCAGCAGUCGUACGGGUAUGUCGAAAUAUUUAAUAGGACAAAUGACUGAGGUGGCCCAAGAGUUUUAUAAACUUAAGGUUAAGGCUUAUGUUAUAGAGUCGCAAAAUGAUAUUGCUGGCGGAACAACGGGACCCAUACAAUUAUCGGAUGUGCCAUUAACGGUUAUAGUUAAAUAUCGCUUGGAUUUCGAUAAUCGAGAGUAUAUGGCUAAACGUGUUAAUGUGGUGGCCCAUCCCACACAACUCAAACUGCCGGCAGUUAAUAUGAAUGUGUUUUUGGAUCUAUUUCCCUUUACUUUGGUUUUAGAUCGUGACAUGUGUAUAACACAUGCGGGUGAAAAGAUCUUUGAAACUUGGAUUCUACACAAUCCGGGUAAAAAUCCCAAAGACUUUAUUGGCUCCCAUAUUAUAGAUCAAUUCGUAUGCCGAAGACCCAAAGAUAUUAAAAUCGAAUGGGAUACAAUUAUACAAAUGCGCACGGUGCUCUUUGAAUUCGAAUUAUUACGUACGGGUCGUAAUAAAGCCGCAUAUACGGCAGCCAUGAAUAUGGACUUUGAAAAUCAAGAUGAAAUGUCCUAUUCCGAGGCCCAGAAUAUAGUGGAAAGUAGUUUUUUUAAAAGUAAAGAAGAAGACGCAGAUGAUGACAAUGGCAUAGAUCCAGCCACAGGUCUGAGAAAAAUAUCCCAAGGCAAUAAAUCUAUUUUACUGAAAGGACAAAUGUUUUAUUUAAAGGAUUUGGAUUCUUUGAUCUUUCUAUGUAGUCCCUUAAUAGAAAAUCUGGAUGAAUUGCAUGGCAUAGGUUUAUAUUUGAAUGAUUUAAAUCCGCAUGGUCUAAGUCGCGAAUUGGUAAUGGCCGGCUGGCAGCACUGUUCCAAAUUGGAGAUAAUGUUCGAAAAGGAAGAACAAAGAUCUGAUGAAUUGGAAAAAUCUUUAGAUUUAGCAGAUUCAUGGAAGAAACAAGGUGAUGAGCUACUCUACUCCAUGAUACCCAGACCCAUAGCCGAACGUAUGCGCAAUGGUGAGGAGGCGCAUUGUCAAACAUUUGAAGAAGUUUCGGUAAUAUUCGUAGAAGUUAUGAAUAUUUACGAUGGCGAUGCCACUAACAUACAAAAUGCCAUGGAGGCGGUAACUACUUUGAAUAAAGUAUUCUCGGCAUUCGAUGAAGAAAUCAUAUCACCAUUUGUCUAUAAAGUGGAAACGGUGGGUAUGGUUUAUAUGGCAGUAUCGGGAGCCCCCGAUGUUAAUCCUUUACAUGCCGAACACGCCUGUGACUUAGCUUUGCGUUUAAUAACGAAGGUUAAAGCUUUACAAAUACCGGGACUAUCUAUACGUAUAGGCAUAAAUUCCGGACCCGUUGUGGCAGGUGUAGUGGGCUUAAAAGUUCCACGUUAUUGCCUCUUUGGUGAUACGGUAAAUACCGCUUCACGUAUGGAAAGUACUAGCGAUCCGUAUAAAAUACAAUUGUCCAAUUAUACGGCGAAAAAAGUACGAGAACUUGGUUACAAAGUUGAAUCACGCGGUUUUGUAAAGGUCAAAGGUAAAGGUGAAAUGGAAACAUAUUGGCUGCUAGCGGGACCAAAGGAAUAAUCAUUCAUACCCAUACAUAAUAAUGAUGGAUGUGUUCUCUACAUACUCAUAUGCAUAGAUUUAAUUUAUGAUUUAACAUUAAGGGUUGAUUUUUUUGUUCAUAAAAAUGCAAA